CUAAUAAUAUUAGUUUAAUCUAUCAAAUAGCCUCACUUCUAGCACAGAAAUUCUUACAUUGAUAGAACUCUAAACAAUAAAAUGCCAUAGCAGUGAAAAUAAGGCACUGGAUAAUGAAAAAAAUGUAAACCAAUAAAGUUUUUCUUUGUUCUUUAAUUGUUCUAUUUUUUGAAAAUUAAAUUUUCCUUGUUUUAAGGCUUCUAAUAAUGCUGCUGCUUCUCCUCUUCUUCCUUUUCUGUUUUUGAGAGAAUAAGGAUACAGACUUUCCCCAUGACUUCUAACUACAUGAGUCUAAAAGUCUUUCAGUUUUUCCAUCUGUAAAAUAGCAAUAAUAAUAAUCAUAUCUCUAUUAUCUAUCUCACAUAGUUGUUAUAAGGACCUAAAGAGAUAAGAUAUAUGAAGUUGCAGUAUAAAUUAAAAUUACUAUUAUUAUUUGAUUUCUCUGUUUCUUGAAAAUGAUUUAAUGCCCAAACCUACUUGCUGUAGUUUUGAAUGGUUUAAACCCUUAAAACUUUGAGGCAAUUUUGAUCCAUUCAACAAAUUAGGUGACAUGAAAAAAAUUCAACAAAAUAGUAAUAAAAAUAAAUCAGACAACAAUUUCUGUAAGUAUUAUUCUAGAUCAUCUGAGAAUAUAAAAGUGUAAGAUAAUGAUACUUGCCCUUUAACAAGGCUGUAGUCCAAUUUCCCAAUUUCAAGGCAGUGUUCCCUUUAAUCAGCUCAGAUAGAGUUGACUACAGUAGGUGGAAUAAACUAUCUUGAUUUUUCUUAUUCAAGGAUGACUCUAUUCAAGCCAAUUUUCUCUUCUCCAGGUAUGGGCUCAGAUCCCCUCAUUGAAAUUACAGGUUAUGAAUAUGGAUGGAUUCAACUAGAAUGUACAUCUGCUGGAUGGUAUCCCCAGCCCCGAGUAGAGUGGAGAAAUCUUUCAGAAGAAACUAUUCCAUCCCUGGAGGAAAACUUGGUUCCCAGUGAAGAUGGACUGUUUAUUGUUAAAUUGUCUGUGAAUAUCACAGAUCACACAGUGGUUAGUGUGUUCUGUUCCAUUCAAAACUCCCUUCUCAGCCAAGAGUUGUUGGCAAUGAUGUCUAUCCCAGAAACUAUUUGGAUUACAACAUCCAUUCCCUCUGAGAGCCCUUCUGAGAUCCCAGACCUAAUAACAACUCCAAGUCCUGAAGAAGUCUCUACCUGGAUGGUUGCUCUCACUGUGGCCUUGCCAGCUCUUGGCCUUUUUAUUGCCUGUAGUAUUUGUUUCACAUGUAAACAACACAAGAGAAAAAAGACACUAUUUAUAGAAAAAGAAAUUGAAUGUGAAGAAAAAGAUGAAAAGGGACAAGAACAGAUGGACCACCUGACAGGAUGGAGAAGGAUCCAGUUACAUGCUGCUGAUGUGACUCUGGAUCAAAAUACAGCUCAUCCUGAACUCUACCUCUCUCAGGAUUUGAGAAGCGUGAUACGAGGAGAUACAAGGCAAGAUCUACCUGACAACCCUGAGAGGUUUGACUGUAGACCCUGUGUUCUUGGCUGUGAGAGUUUCACCUCAGGGAGACAUUACUGGGAAGUGGAGGUAGCAGAUGUCAUGGUAUGGGCCCUUGGAGUCUGCAGAGAAAACUCAGAGCGAAAGGGGGAGGCCCUACUGAUACCUCAGAAUGGUUUCUGGGUCAUUGAAUUGUUUGGAAAUAGAUAUCAGGCCCUUACUUCUCCAGAUAUUCUCCUCCCUUUGUCAGAUCACCUCUAUAGGGUAGGGAUUUUCUUAGACUAUGAAGCUGGAGAUGUAUCUUUCUACAAUAUGAUUGACAGAUCCCACAUCUAUACUUGCCCCCGAACCUCUUUCUCUGGACCUCUCAGACCUUUUUUCAGGCUUGGGUCUGAUGACAACCCUUUGGUCAUCUGCCCAGCAUUCACUGGAGCUGAGGGAGUCACUGUCCCAGAAAGUGGCCUAAUCCUUUACAGAAGACCCUACUGACCCCUGUUGGGGGCGGAAGGAACUCUCAGGUUCAGGGCUUAAGUUGCCUAAUGGAGUAGAACUUAUUUUAUCAUAUAGCUUUUAAAUUUGAUCAAUUCUUUUAAGAAAGAUUCCUUUCCCUUUCUCCUUCCACCUCUCUCUCUCUCUUCUCCCUGAGCUCUGACUGCCUGCAAAAUCUAGUUCUUCUCUUCCUCACAAAGCAUACUGACUUGGAGACUCUGGUGCAACCAAAAAGAGAUUUCUUAACUGAGCAGAGAUGUUGGGGAGAGGAGGAAUGGUGAGGGAAAGAGAAGGUAAACUUUAUUAAAGUUGCAGUACUAGAACGGGGAUUGAAAGGAUUUGUAGAAAGGACAAAAGAAUAGGAGCUUGAGCUCUGGAUUACACAUCAGCAAUUUUCAGAGAAAAAAAAGAGUCCAAAGAACCUCUUUAUAGUGACCCCCCUCGGGAGUCCUGUAUUAUUUAUCUGUGGGUAAUAACCUGAGAUGGAGAAGGGAGACUAAGGAAAUGGGAGAAUAAUACAGAAUCAAAGACAGCAAGUUAUAACACAUGGGGAGUAACGCAAACUCCGAGGAAAUAUGAGGAAUAAGAGAAUAGGUGGGGAGUACCAACUCCUUAAUACUUCCUAUAGACAAGGGAGUCUGAGCAUUAUUAGGAAGUAUGGGGGCAACAUCAUCGUGAGGAUCAGCAGGAAAAGAUAGGACAGAGCAUUUUGAAGAUACAGGUAAGUAAGAAAAGAGGAGGAAGAGAGAGAAUUGUACUUGUUCCCCAGUAUUUAUUGGAGGUUUUAGGAAUGUGGAUUGGGAGGAGAUCAACAAAUAUGUAACAUGGCAUAGGUUUUAACAUUGGUUGAAUUGACAAUGAUGAGAUCAAAGAGGUGGAGAUUAAUCCAAUAGGUGCUUUGCAAAUGAAUGUACUGGGAGCCAAGGCAGUGUGGCCAUCAAGGCCCAUCAAUUUUCACGUCCUAUGCUAGUCCUUUGGACUGUCCCUUUCCAUACAAAGAACAUUAAGAGGUCUGACCACGUGUUUGGUAAAUGCAUAUACAGGAUACAAUAUCAAUACAUCAACCAUACUUUCCAGAUGCUAAUAUGCCUGGUAUGCUACACUCUUAGGGAUAGGGAAAAGGGGAAGAUUAUAGGUUUAGGUCAUAUAUUUUGAAUAUAGAAACAGGAAACUUAGGAAGAGAAAAGAAACUGGUAAAGAUGUGAAAUCAACAAUGUCAGCUAUAAUUCAGGGGGGAAAAUGUUAUUCUCUGAACCAAUCGUCUUUUUUUUUUUUGGUCACAGAAGUAGUGAGAUCCUUUUUAUUAUUUUAAGUUUUGAAAUUUUUUAUUUAAUUAAUUUAGAAUAUUUUUCCAUCAUUACAAGAUUCAUGUUCUUUCCCUGCCCUCCUCCAACCCCUUUUCUGUAGCUGGUGUGCAGUUCCUCUGGGUUUAACAUGUGUCAUUGAUCAAGACCUAUUUCCAUAUUAUUGAUAAUUGCACUAGGAUGAUUAUUUAGUCUAUAUCCUCAGUCAUAUCCCCAUCAGCCCAUGUGAUCAAGCAGUUAUUUUUCUUCUGUGUUUCUACUCUCACAGUUUUUCCUCUGAAUGUAGAUAGCGUUCUUUCUCAUACAUCUCUCAGAAUUGUCCUGGAUUGCAUUGCUGCUAGUAGAGAAAUCCAUUACAUUCAAUUGUACCAUGAUAUAUCAGUAUCUGUGUACAAUGUUCUCCUGGUUCUGCUCCUUUCACUCUGCAUCAAUUCCUGAAGGUCUUUCCAGUUCUCAUGGAAUUCUUUCAGUUCAUUAUUCCUUUGGGCACAAUAGUAUUCCAUCACCAACAUAUACCACAAUUUGUUCAGCCAUUCCCCAAUCAAAGGGCAACCCUCAUUUUCCAAUUUUUUGCCACCACAAAGAGCACAGCUAUGAAUAUUUUGUGGACCCAUCCUUUUAAAAAAAUGCACUUUAUUUGAUCCUGAAACCCCCUAAAGCAGGAAUCCUUUAAUCUGGAAUCUAUUUUCCUCCAAAUGAUCCAUGGAUAGAUUUCAGAUGAUCCAUGAAUUUGAAUGGGAAAAAAAUACAUUUUUAUUUCAAUAUAAUGUUUCCUUUGUAAUAUGUAUAAUAAUUUGUAUAUAUGCAUUUAAAAACACCAUUCUGAAAAGGGGUCCAUAGGCUUCACCAGACUGCUGGGAAAAAAAACAAGUUUAAGAAUCACUAACCUAAAACUAUCUAUCCUACGUCUCUCUCUUCCCUUUCACAUCUAAACUCCUAGAAAAAUUUAAUUUGUCAUCUUCACUUCCUCACCUGUCACUCUCUUCUGAACCCCUUUUAACCUGGUUUAGACCCCAUCAUUCUACUGAAACCUCUAUCUCCAAGGUUAUCAGUGCUCUCUUUGUAACCUCUCUUUCCAGUGUAUAGAGACUGUUAAUGUAAAAGCCAGCUAAGAGCUCAGAUAGUGUUGCAGUAACUCUAAGAGCUGAGGAGGACUGUUAGGGGAAAGACAAUUGGGGGUGACAAUUAAGAAAUGAUCCCCUUUGUGUGGAGUAAGGAAGAAAGUGGGUGUUAUAAACUCCAAGACACUAGAUGAAUGUUAGUUAUUAUUAUUUCCAGCCUCCAGGAUUUCUUGUUCCCAAAAAGCCAGAUCUUAUCCUUGGAAGGAGGAAGGACCAGCAGCCACCUCUUGGGGAGCUGGCUGACAGUAGAAAGGAAAUGUAGCAUACCAGGCAUGUUAGCAUCUGGGAAGUAAUGAUUGAUAUAUUGAUAUUGUAUCAUAUAUAUAUAUUCAUUUACCACACAUGGUCAGAUCAGUUAAUGAUCAUUGUAUAGAAGUUACAGACCAAAGGGCAAGAGAAUUCCUAAGCGGCCACAGGGACCUAGCUCACACAUUAUCAGACCACAUUCCUUUACAGGCGCAAGUCAGGUUUAUCUCCACCUCUUUGAUCUUGUCAUUGUCAAUUCAACCAAUGUUAAAGCCUAUGCCAUGUUACGUAUUCAUUGAUCACCUCCCAAUCCACAUUCCUAAAACCUCCAAUAAAUACUGGGGAACAAGUGCAAAUCUCUCUUACUUUCCUGGGUCUUCUGACUUCUCUGUCUUAUCUUUUCCUUCUGAUCUCUCUUUCCUCGCAACUCUGUCACUCCCAUGCUUCCUAUUAAUCCUCUGGCACUAUUUUCCAUAGGAGGCAUUAAGGAGUUGUUACUCCCCACAUGUUUUCUUAUUCCUCAUAUUUCCCAUUAAUUCUAUGGCACUCAUCAGUGGGAAAUAUUCACGGAGUUCACGCCACUCCCCAUGUGUUUUAACUUGUUGUCUCUGAGUCUUUAUUAUUCACCUAUUCACCUAGUCUUUAUUAUUCACUUCAGUCUCCUUUUCCCUUCUCAGGUUAUUACCCACAGGUAAAAUAUAUAUAGGGAUCACAGCUCAGUCCUUAUAGGAAAGUAAAAAAAUCUCCGGUACCUUAUAGCUCUUGUUUUACUUUCAUAUGCAUUUAUCUUGUAUCACUUCUUAUUACAACCAUUUGUAUAUGUGUUGUAUCCCCUUAUCUAGUGUUUCUACAUUUCUGAUAAAUAUUUUUGGGAUUUGGGAAUGAAAAAUCAGUAUUUAUGGGAAUUCUUAUAAUCAGAAAUUAUCCAUAUUUUCCAUAACAUUUUAUUUAUGUGUUUUUAAAUAAUGAGUGACCAUAAUAAAAAGUGAAUCUUUUUUCUGUGAUAGAAAUAUACAAAAAGUUUCAGUGGCUUUCUCUAAAAAAAUAAUAAAUGUAAUAAUAAAUAUAUGAUUUAUUGUUAAUGCAA
Molecule: messenger RNA, 5718 nt
Organism: Monodelphis domestica (gray short-tailed opossum)
Lineage: Eukaryota; Metazoa; Chordata; Mammalia; Didelphimorphia; Didelphidae
Product: butyrophilin subfamily 2 member A2
Biological process (GO): T cell receptor signaling pathway; regulation of cytokine production
Cellular component (GO): external side of plasma membrane
Molecular function (GO): signaling receptor binding
Source: RefSeq, a predicted model, not a curated record